AUGACCGCGACGCCCGACAAAGCGCCAGCCCAGGCGCCCAAGGUCUCGCGCUUCCAGCAGGAUGCGCCCGAGAUGAGCGAUGAAGAUAGCGACGGUGAUGAUGAUGGGAACCAGCGCACGGCGCUACCGGCGCUCACGGACCACGGACAUCGCGUGCGAAUCGAGACACGCAUGGACCCAAAGGUUAUCGUGGUGCCAAGCGCGAGGCCACCGACGCAGACCUGCAAGGUUGACGAGGACAUGGACGAUGGUAUCUAUCGAGCGCGCACCAUGGACACGCAUCUUCCGCCCCACGUCUUGGCCCGCGCGGUGGAGCGCGUCGAGCGCGAGGGCGAUACAUGGUCCUCGAUGGCCGACCCGUUCGCGGCCAGCGCGGUGCGCCCGUCCCUCACGUAUGCGCCUCCGACGCCCCUUCGCACACACUGGAGUGACCCCGCGAAGGUGUUGCCCGUCUACUCGGAGCUUCUCGUUCGCAUCCCGAAGCUCCAUCUCUCGGACCACCGGCUCAUGACGCUCGAAGACAGCGUGAGCCUUCAGAUGCGCUUCCUCUUCCACGAUUACACGGCCAAGUACGCUGCGAUGACAAGCUUGGAGCACAGACUUGCGCGGCUUUUGUCCUUGGCACCCACCGCGUCGAUCCAUGAUGUGCACGCGGAAGCGGAUGCAUUCAUGGCCAUUUUAACCUCGGUACGGGACGCCUUCCAAGAGGUCUAUGCCAAAUGGAGCGAGCUCAAGGAGUUGCGACAGAAGCAGCAGGCGACGCUUACACCCGUGCUCUUGCUGCUUCGACCUGUCGACAGUAGUGCGACGCAGACGAUGAUCCAGGAUUUUGCGACGCGCCUCGAGUGCCACGAACAUAUGCGCGAGGAUCCGCAGCUUGCAACAGCGGUGUGUGCGCUGCAGGGAAUCCUGGACGCACCAAUGUGCUUGAACUAUGUGGUGCGACUCUCGAGCGACCUCUCGAUUCUGGGACAGCCGUCCGAAGCCGAGGCGCUGCGACGCCAGCACAUCCGGCGCGUCCGCGUCCACUGCGAACUGCUCGUCAAUGGCAACACUGUCAUGGAGACCAAGGCGCACUCACUCUCGUGGCCUAGCUUGAGCGUGGAUUUGAACGAAUAUGUCGCACUCCGCGUCACGGCCAAGCCAAAUUCCAUGAGCCUCAAGGUAUACGAGCGCGUGCCGGCCACCGGCGGUAUCUUUUACACCACAACCUGCUGGACGAGCCGGCCCAUUCCGCUCGUCAUGCCCGGACACGCGUUUGCGACCGAGAUUUGUGCGGCCGGCGCCGCGCCCACGGACGAGUGGUAUCAAUUCUGCCACGACGCAGUCAUUCCGCGCGAGGCGUGGAGCCAUAGCUUUCUCUCGUCGGCGUACUAUGCCAACGCCCAGCGACAUACGAAAGGCGCCGUGCACGUCCACUUGAGCUGGAAGACAACGUCGGAUGUGCACAAGAUUCCCGUCAAGCACGCGCGGUCGAUUCGCCUCGCGUCGGACGCCGGGCGCUGGAUCGGGCAUCGCCCCGAACCGGUCGACGAUGCCACGCACUUUAGCCACGAAGCGGCCUUCCAACACGCACUGGGGACGCUGCCAACGCUCGACCCGAACGCGCCUUCGGACCAAGCAGCCGUUCAGCUGAUGGCGUACCACACGGGCCGGUCGACAACACAGACGCUGGACCUCUUUCGCACCGAGUUGCCAUCGUCGUUUGUGUUGUCGUCGUACACGGGGAAGAGCCAGCUCAAGCGCCAUACGCUUCUGACGCUACGGGACGACGACCCGCACCGACACGCCAUUUUUGCGACACCGAUCCCGCUCUCGGAGCACACGAUCGCCCAGCAGCCCGCGUACUUGGAUCUCGUACGCCCCGAGGUCGUUGCGUUCGAGCGGUCAUUGGCCAACGAAGCCAUGCUUGCCGAAACCAGAGAUGGACUUGAGUAUACCAAGCGGCGUCUCGAGCUUCGCCGCCACGAUUUCAUGGAGCGCGUCCGAAGCAACCAUGCGACGCGGGCCCGGGACGACAAGGUCUCCGCGUACGGCCACUUGAGCACGAUCGUGCAAGAGUACCCACAACCGCUGCUCUUUAAAGGCUGGACGCCCGACUUUUCCGGCUGGAGUACGCUCUUUGCCCGCAAGCGCCGACUGCGCCCGACAAGAAAGGUUGAAGGUCCCCGCUCCGACUUAGCGGUCGACCGCCCCGACGAGUGCCAAGUGUACAUUCAAGUCCAGCGCCUCACCAACGCCUUUGCACGCCGGGGUCAACGGGUGGAGGCACCGCCAAAGCCUGCGCGGCGGCGUCCCGACCACCGCUCGGACGACGACAACAGCGCCGAAGAUGACGACGAUGACGACCACCCUGUGGAUGGGGGCGCCAAUCAAGUGCUUGUGGAAGUAAGCUUUCAAGGCCACACGCGUGCCACGUCACCAUCGUCGGGACUGCAUCCGAUGUGGAUGGAGACGGUCGUUGUGCCCUUCUCGCCACCGCUGCACGACUGGUCGCCGCCAGCGCUCACACGGAUUCGCGACACGAUUACGUUGACCAUCUUUGACCAAGUGCUUCUCGAGGACCCCGUAACGCAGCGCAAGGACCCGCAGCGGCGGUUCCUUGGAAGCGUCCGCGUCCCGUUCUCGACCUUGUAUCACAACGCCGGCGAGAUCGUUGCACCGCUGCGUUGCGUCGUGCCCUACGCUCACCUUGGCUACAUGCGCCGCGUUGGCAAAGCUUCGCGAUUUCGAGGAGCCCACGACGAGAGUAAUGGGACGUCGUCGUCGGAUGCCGCGACGUUUCUCAGCGUCAUGAUCAAGACCGAUCCGAUAUUGGCAGCACCAACGCCUGCAUCGACGCCCAUCACGGUGCACAGCGAACCGCCAGCGUUCAUCCGGUACGCGGAAAAGUACGUGGCGUCCGUACCUGGCUUGACGCUGCAGCACCUUUUUGUGCCGGCGGUCUCGGGCGAGCCGACGUUUAUCACGCGGUAUCUGCGGGCGCAAGCACCGCCCGCGGACCUCCAGGGCCAGCCGCUACGCGCCUUGGCGCGCUUUGUGUCCUUGGUGCCCUUUCUGGAGGACUGGCACACGUACAGUGGCGCCAUUGACGUGUGGGCAGCGACACAAGACUUUUUAGACACGCAGGUCGGCGACUGGGAAGAGCACGCCGUGUUGCUUGCCAACUACUUCAACUGGGCGGACGACGGGCAGCGACGAGGCCAUGUCAAGUCGUACUUGGUCGUGGGGACAGCGUUGCCCGAAGGCAGCGGCGUGUACGUUGUACGUUGCACGCCGCAGCACUGCACGUUUUGGAACGCGUGCUCGGGCGUCGCAUACGACGUGCGCGACCCUAAGUGCCCACUACGGUCCGUGCUUCUCGUCGCAUCCAGUGACAAUGUCUGGGCCAAUCUGCGCCCGACGAUGGCGCCCUGCCAACUGGCAUGGGAUACGAUCGAGUCGGACAUGCGUGCAUGGAAGCCCUUCUUCACGGCCCAGACGUCCAAAGAGGCGCUCGAGGCUAUCUUGCCGUCCGUGCAAGCAGCGAACCCGCAAUAUCUGGCGACCCCGCCGUCGUUUGUGCACGAUGUUCAAGUUGAGCUCCUCGAGAGCAUCAAGGUUGCAAUCCGCAAGCUCCGCAGCAGCCACUCGACGACAGUCUUCAACAGCGACGUAUCGUUCCAUCUGCAAGAGGUGCUGCGAACCUUGGAGGCCAAGUACAUAGCCAGCGACGUUGGUGACGACGACCACGUGCCAGCCUUGCUCGCCAAGUACCCGCGCUACGACUUUCACGGCGGUCCGUUCAGCUUUCCGUUCACCGACGUGCAGGCGAUAGUGGACGAGAUCACGCAGACACACAUCCAUGCGACGACCAUGAGCGGCGUCGAGUUCGGCCUCGCAGUGCACGUCCACGUCUACCCCAACUUUGUCUUGGCCGUGUGGGUGUACUUAGCGGCCAUCACUCCGACGUACCGCUAGUGCAUGAGAGGCGAGACAAGGAUUGAGUUCAAUAACUAGAUUUAAAAAAGGUUAAUACUUCCUACUGCCAUCGAGUACGCUUCCAAUCAAUAAAAAAAGGACCGAAGCACUGAAGCCUCGAAGCCCAUCUAC
This is a messenger RNA of Saprolegnia parasitica CBS 223.65, 4092 nucleotides long. RefSeq lists its product as hypothetical. NCBI's taxonomy places the organism in Eukaryota, Oomycota, Saprolegniomycetes, Saprolegniales, Saprolegniaceae. Bases 1 to 3960 code for a protein of 1319 amino acids. The record is from RefSeq and is a predicted model, not a curated record. Gene Ontology annotation, cellular component: ciliary transition zone. The transcript has 9 exons. Gene Ontology annotation, biological process: protein localization to ciliary transition zone; non-motile cilium assembly.